This is a messenger RNA of Centruroides sculpturatus (bark scorpion), 5775 nucleotides long. RefSeq names its product sodium/potassium/calcium exchanger Nckx30C-like. Gene Ontology annotation, biological process: intracellular calcium ion homeostasis; calcium ion transmembrane transport. Lineage: Eukaryota; Metazoa; Arthropoda; Arachnida; Scorpiones; Buthidae. The transcript has 10 exons. Gene Ontology annotation, cellular component: membrane. The record is from RefSeq and is a predicted model, not a curated record. Bases 971 to 3016 code for a protein of 681 amino acids. Gene Ontology annotation, molecular function: calcium, potassium:sodium antiporter activity; calcium channel activity.
UCGUUUAAAACUUCUCUCCUGGGAAAGUUGAUGAUUAUGAAGUAAAACAAACUUAAAUAUUCAUUAAUUUCUGGUUUUUCCGAGUCUACUAAGCGUAGAAUAUGUCAAGGAUCAUUCUUUAGGAGGUUUAUGGUAUAAAGGAUUCUUGGCAAGUUCCAAACAAUUUUUGAUACGAUUCCAAAUAUUUUUUAUGCACAUUUUGGCUAUUGUAACUUUGAUAAAGAUUUCUAUGCUGUGGUAAGAAAUUCGAGUAUAGGAUCGUAGAUAAAAAGUUUUUACGGCAUCUUACGUUUGCAAUUGGGAAUUGUACAGAUUCUACAAAGCAGAGGUGACCUCGAAGAUUAUGUAGGCGUCCUUGUUCGUUUAUCAGAUUUUCUGUCAAUGUUAUCUGAUGAUGGCGACAAUUAAGUGUAGAUUCUAUGCUACGAAAUAAUAAUAAUAAUAUAACCGAAUAGAUAUAUCAUUUAUUCAAAACCGUUGCCGACGAUAAACAAACUUGUAUGGGUGUUAAUAACGGCAAACAUCGAUCGAAGCAGAUAAACAAUGGUAAUAUCGAUCAUAUGAGAUCUGCCAAAAUCCAAAAGUAAAAUCAAAAUCUUCUAAACAGUCGGGAGAAGUUUAAAGACGACCAAGUUAACGAUCGAAUGGGUAAAGGGGGUUGGAUCUCGCCUUCCCUCCUCACCACCAUUGGACGAAUCGAUUUGGUGCACCACAUCUGACGCCAAAGCGCAGAACUGCUCUUUCACAAGGAGAAGAUCGCUUGAGCACCACAUCCAAGAUUAAUCACUGCUUAGAACAUGCUUCAGCGUAGAGUACAGUUCACGUUUGUCUCUCCACACUUAACCUCAUCCCGGACUCGGGUAUCCACAAAAUUAACCCGUACCACGUGACCAAAGAAGUGAAAGCACCAUAAAUUGAAGACAAUCUACGCACUCUAGAAGAAAAAUAAUAAUAAUUUAAGUAAAGCAAGAUGAGUUCCACUCGACGUUAUCGUAAGAGAUGGAGAAAUCCAGUUUUAGUAUUUUUUUCGGGACUAUUUGUUGUGGUCUUAUUUUCUUACAUUCAACCAACGAGAGACAGGAAACCAAUGAUGGAUAACAGUGCAAUUAUGAGGAAGUUACUACACCAAAAAGAAGAUAACGGUUCUUCGGCGCAGUUCCCAAACGAUUUAUUUACCAAAGAUGAGCGAAAACAUGGUGCAAUAAUUUUGCACGUUUUGGGUUUAGCUUACAUGUUCGUGGCACUGGCCGUUGUCUGCGAUGAAUUCUUCAUCCCAGCACUGGACGUUAUAACAGAAAGUUUGGCCAUUUCCGAAGAUGUGGCCGGUGCUACGUUUAUGGCCGCGGGAGGAAGCGCUCCAGAACUUUUCACCAGCAUUAUUGGAGUGUUUAUAUCGUACGACGAUGUGGGAAUCGGUACUAUAGUCGGAUCAGCUGUUUUCAAUCUGCUCUUCGUCAUCUCUAUGUGUGCUAUCUUCAGCAAGACCGUCCUGCAACUUACCUGGUGGCCCCUGUUCCGAGACGUCUCAUUCUACUCUAUCAUUCUCAUUAUAUUAAUGGUUUGCUUCAAAGAUAAUGUCAUUCAUUGGUACGAAGCAACCAUACUGUUAUCGUGUUAUAUAGUAUACGUUACUUUUAUGAAAUUUAAUUCACGACUAGAGAUGAUGGUGAAGAAAUUAUUGAAUAGGAACAGGGUGACCAGAGUUGGCAGCACGGAUCAGCUGAUGCCCAGUAUGAUGAAGAGACGUAUGAGUACUCCACUUCUGCACGGUGGCAGUAAAUUCCGUCACGGAUUGCUCCAACUGAUGAUACAUUCCAUUGAUCCACUUCACGAAGGUAAAUUAGACGACAAAGCUUCACAACUGCACGCAAUAGCCUCUCUUCGGGUACUUCUGGAUGCAACGAAGAGCAAUGGCGGAUUGCCGAGCGGAAAUGUCUCUCCAACAACUGGCUAUCCUUCUUCUUCGGGAGAUCUAAAGCCUCCUAAUUCUACAAUGGUUGAGAUAACGUGCGACCGGCAAAGCCACGUGCCCUCCGCAGAUACCUGCAUUACCAGUAUGUCCGGAUGUGAAGAGGACAUUGCGCGCACAGAGGCCAUCAACAAUUUACAGCACUCAGAUAAUCACUCACCUAUGAGUCUGACGACGCACAGUGCCCAACGUGAUGCUCGGAAUGGGAGGGAGCUCCGAGAAACAACAAUAGGAAACGGUUUUCAUGGUAGUGCCACUGCAGGAGGAAACGUCAGCACCAUCUUGCCUGAACGAAACGCCCCUUCACAGAGCACAACGACUUCCACGGCUCAGGGAAAAUGGGAAAACAAGCCUGGCUCAUCCAAACAACUACCAAUGGAUUGCUGGGAACCACAAGACCCAGAUGAACCAGAUGAACCUCUAGAUCUCUCAUGGCCUGACACAUGUCAUAAACGUAUUAAUUACAUUCUGGUUGCUCCCAUAGUUUUCCCAUUAUGGAUAACAUUACCAGAUGUCAGGCGACCGGAAAAAAGGAAAUGGUUUCCUUGGGGAUUUCUAGGGAGUAUCAUGUGGAUUGCAAUAUUUUCUUAUUUAAUGGUCUGGUGGGCAACUCUAGUCGGAGAAACCAUAAACAUACCGAAUGAGGUUAUGGGGUUGACGUUUUUAGCUGCGGGAACCAGUAUACCCGACCUAAUUACAAGUGUCCUAGUUGCGAGGAAAGGUUUCGGGGACAUGGCCGUUUCAAGUUCCGUCGGAAGCAAUAUUUUCGACAUAGCAGUCGGUCUUCCUUUACCCUGGUUGUUAGCAUGUUUGAUAAGUGGUUCUGUACACGUAAGCAGUGUAGGAAUGGCAUGUUCGAUCUUUCUACUUUUUAUGAUGCUGAUAUUUGUCAUAGUUUCCAUAGCUCUUUUUAAAUGGAAAAUGAAUGUUGGAUUAGCAGUGGUUAUGUUUCUUUUGUACUUUGUCUUCAUUGCUGUCAGUCUUAUGUUGGAAUAUGGAGUCAUAUCUUGCACCAACAUUAUGAGUACUUUCUCAUCAGGAAACUAAGAACAAUUCAACAUUGUUAUCCUCCUUUCAUACAGAAAAUGAUACAGAAGGAAGGAUUCAACACAAUGUAGAAUGGAAUUAAUCCACUAGUGGAUAUUUCUAUAUGAAGUGAGAAAAAUAACCUGUACAUAAGAGAUAAAGUGUACAUAUAUGUCACGUUAACUCUAAUGAUGUUAAAAGGUAUAUUUUAUGAAAAGUUGAAAAAAAAAUGUUAAAUAAUCAAGAGUUUAUGAGGAAAGAAUGUUUGAGAUAUUUCUCAAUUAUAUGUACAGUAUAAAUUAUAUAUAUCUAUAUAUAUAAUAUAUAUAAAUACCUUUUACAUGAAUUAACUCAGGUUAGGAUUGUAUAUGGCCCGGAGGUGAUUUUCAACGAAAAACCUAUGUACAACGAUCCAGAAAAAUAUUUCUAGAAAGAGUGCCUUGGUUCAAAAAACAAAUACACAUCUAUUAUUUAAUUUUUAGUUCAAUUUUAUAAAUUCCCUCGGCAUUUACCAUCAGUAUUAGGAUUAUCUAAGAAAGGAUUUUUAAAAAGACUUACCACAGACAACACUUUUCAGUUAUUUCUAAUGUUUUAUGUCUCGUCUCCAAUAACAACGAAAAAUAAAAAGCAGAAAUAACUUUUAUACUUUAUCUCCUACUGUAAAGAUGAUAAAAAUGGCUUAGCGAUACAAACAAUCUCAAUAACACAGAUGACAUUUUUAUCCAGUAUUACAUUUGCAUUCUUUAUCAUAACCUCUUUUUUUGUUAGUUAAUUUUUUCAAACUGUCGACAAUAAAUUUCAGGACCGAGUGCCUUGAGAAUGCUGUGAAGAUUUUGUGAUGAAAUGAAAAUUGUAGAAUGUUAACAUUUAAUGUUAUAUGCUUUCUAUGCUCUUUUCCUUUCCGUGCAUGCCUAGUUGUAAAAUCAGUGUUAGUUUUAUAUAACCAAAUGCACAUUUGCUCACUGUAGUUGCCUGAGAACAAACUUUUGUCCUUUAAUUAAAAAGCUAACACUAGAGAAUGGACCAAAACUAUUUAUUAUUUUAAUUUUUAUCCGUUUUUAUUACUUGACUUGAGUUUCAAUCCCUUGUCCUCACAAGCUGUGAAUCCCAGAUUUAACUAGCGUGAAGUUUUGGGUGUCUUCACUCAUUUACUAUUAUGGGAUUAUUACAGAAGGAAUAUGAUUAUAUUCUCCAAAUUUAUAUGAUAAUACAAGAAAAUUGUUUACGAUGUAUUCCGUCCCUUGCUAUUCAGAUAUGCACUUUUAUCCCUCCAGGAAGAAAGUUUGUGUCGAAUAAAGAGGGAGAGGGGAGAGAUGGAAAAAAAAAAUGAAAAAAUACCUGGAUGUUUGUUGUUGUGUUGAAUAUCUGUAGCAAAAUUGUUAUUCUGCUCAAGCAGUUAAGAUCUGUGAUUUUAAUUACAUGCCAUCAAGUGAUGUUAGCAUGGAAUAUUCAAGUCAAUACACAGUUUAUCUCAUUGAGAAUCCUCAAAUCAAAAUACUAAGAUCUAAUCUUGUUUUUUUAAACAAAAGAUCUAAAUUUAAAAGACUAAAAUAGUUAUUAAGAGUUUUUUUCUUUAAUAGGUUCUAUGCAACAAUUAUAAAGUUUCAGUUAAUUUUAAUUGUCAACAUAUCAUUCAGAAAUAGAAUACAAAAUAAGCACAUUAAAUGGAAGUUUUGACUUGGGCUGUGCAGAUUAGUUUUUUAACUUUAGGUUACUCAUUAAUAUUUCUUAAAACAAUAAUAAAUGUAAAUAUAGAAAAUAACUACAAUAACGUAAAAUCUUAUCAGUCUGGUUCUUUCUUUCUCUUUUAAAUUGGACAAAUCAAACACAACCCGAUUCGCGGCCUUCGUGAGAUCAAAAUCUUCACAGCCGACAAAGAAGACCAAAAACAUACGAGGAAAAAAACUAAUAAUAAUAUAUAAUAGUAUAAUUAAAUAGUACACAUACAAAUGGACAUUUAUCAGUCAUACAGAGACAAAACACAAAUAAAACAAGAAAUGAUCGAUGACAAUUUAACAUUUAUCAUCGUUGCAAUACCAUUUCCAUUAUAUUGUUCUUACAGCAGAAUUCCUUGCUAAUUAUUAUGUAAAAUGUAGAAACUAUGUAUAUUAUACAGACUGCCAAAUUGUAUUUGUGUAAAGAUAGAAAAGAGUGUAUAUAUAACGUAUAUAAUAUAUAUAUAAAUAUAUAUCCAUAUUCAUAAAUAUACUAAACCAACCAAAAGAGAAAAUACAUUUAGUAGUGCAAUAAAAAAUUCACUUCAUUUGGUUUUGAUGUUUAGAAUGUGUCAAAUGUGAAUUAUAGUUUUCAAAUUUAAAAAAAUAUCAUUUUUGCUAGUUGUGUAGAUUAAAACUAAAAAUGAAAAAUUCAAAAAUAUUAGCAUCAUAUUUAUUUCCACCAGCUUAUUUCUUUAUUUCUUUUAUUAACGCUUGCAUAUGUCAUUUUCAUUUCCGACCAGACGUAACUUGACCAAGAAAAUGUCAGAGAUUAACAAAUCUCCCAACAGAAUAUAUUAGAAAAUAUUUAAUUUUCCAUAUUUGUUAAUUAUCUUCCUACUUUUAUUAAUAAAACUAUGUUUUAGAGAGUUUAUACAAUUUAACAUGUUCUCUCCAUUUGCAAAAAUUGAAGUCCUGUCAUUGUUAUCAUCUAUCCAAACAAAAAAAAAUAAUUAAAUAAUAGUUAACAAUCUUGAUGUGAAACUGUAUAAAUCAAUAAUUGGCAAUUAGUUUGUCAUCUGUACGCAUCUGUAUGAUGAUAAAUAAAAUUUUUAGAAGUAGAAA